Prunus dulcis (almond) is the source of this 2248-nucleotide messenger RNA. Its product is annotated as DNA-(apurinic or apyrimidinic site) lyase 2. The record is from RefSeq and is a predicted model, not a curated record. The transcript has 9 exons. Gene Ontology annotation, biological process: base-excision repair. Gene Ontology annotation, molecular function: DNA-(apurinic or apyrimidinic site) endonuclease activity; zinc ion binding; DNA binding. Gene Ontology annotation, cellular component: nucleus. Lineage: Eukaryota; Viridiplantae; Streptophyta; Magnoliopsida; Rosales; Rosaceae. The coding region runs from base 100 to 1980 and encodes 626 amino acids.
UCGUUUAAGCGGGGAGGGCUUUCGUUUACCUCCAAAUUCUGAAAAUGGAAAUGGCUCGAGGGUUUCUGCUGUCUCUGUAAAUUGGAAGAAAGGAAGAAGAUGAAGAUAGUGACGUACAACGUGAAUGGGCUGAGGCCACGCAUUGCGCAAUUUGGCUCUCUUCUCAAAUUGCUAAAUUCGCUGGACGCAGAUAUCAUUUGUGUUCAGGAAACCAAACUGAGAAGACAAGAAUUGACCGCCGACUUGGUCAUGGCGGAGGGCUACGAGUCCUUCUUCUCCUGCACUCGUACCUCAGAGAAAGGCCGAACUGGAUACUCCGGUGUGGCUACGUUUUGCCGCGUAAAAUCGGCAUUCUCGAGUGACGAAGUAGCGUUGCCGGUGGCCGCAGAGGAAGGCUUCACUGGGCUCCUUGAGAUUGGAAAAGGAGAAAUGGCUGCGGCUGCAGAAGGGCUGGAGGAGUUUUCGAAGGAUGAGCUUCUUAAGGUUGAUGGCGAGGGACGGUGUAUUAUCACAGAUCAUGGUCAUUUUGUUCUCUUCAAUUUGUAUGGGCCUCGAGCUGUAUGUGAUGACACAGAAAGGAUUGAGUUUAAGCUCAAGUUUUUCAAGAUUUUACAGAAAAGGUGGGAGUCUCUCCUGUUUCAGGGGAGGAGGAUAUUUGUUGUUGGUGAUCUUAACAUUGCACCCACCUCUUUAGAUCGUUGUGAUGCAGAACCAGAAUUUGAGAACAACCAAUUUAGAAGAUGGUUUAGAUCUAUGUUGGUGGAAAAUAAAGGCUCAUUCUUUGAUGUUUUCAGAGCAAACCAUCCUAAUAGAAGAGAAGCGUACACAUGCUGGCCACAAAAUACAGGUGCUGAAGAAUUUAAUUAUGGCUCUAGAAUCGACCACAUUCUUUGUGCAGGAUCAUGCUUACACCAAGAACAGGACCUGCAAAGCCACAAUUUUGUAACUUGCCAUGUCAAGGAGUGUGACAUAUUGACACAGUAUAAACGGUGGAAACCAGGAAAUUCACUGAGGUAUAGGAUACAUGGAUGCUUGUUUUGUGUGCGUGUGCACCCCAUUGGUGGAAGGGAGGGCAGAGUAUUAAACUUGAAGGCUCUGAUCAUGCUCCUGUUUACACAAGUUUGCUGGAAAUUCCUAGUGUCUUCCAGCAUAGCACCCCAUCUUUAUCUGCUAGAUACAUUCCAAUGGUUCGUGGGCUCCAGCAAACCCUGGUCGUGUGCAGUAUCAGUGUUAAUGAAAAGACAAACUGCUGAACAAGUUAAUUCAGAUGGAGAUAUCAUUAAAGAGAGUUGCAGUGAGAGAGAAAGAAGCUCGUCUGACCACUGUAGCACACCCGGUGUACCCAGUGGAAACUCACGUUCUUCUUCGAGCCAAAACUUUGAAGUUCUCAGUUCAAAAUCAAAUGAGCAUUCCAACCGUUUUUCUAUGGAGGAUGCUUGUAACACCUUGGUGACUUUAGGUGGUCAACGUACCAAAACAACGUGCGGCAGUGAACCAAAGAAAAAGGCAAAAAGGAGCUCUCAACUCUCAUUGAGGUCAUUUUUCCAGAAAAGUUCAAUCCCUAGCAAUGGUGUCGGCAAUGGUACUGAUACUUCAACUAAUCAGAUAGAUGUUCCAGAUUCUAAUCAUCUGUCAAAUGAAACUCCAAUACCAGAGAAUCAAGGUGGCAGUCCCAAGCAGUGUGAAUUGAACUCAAGCGCAUCAAUUGAGGAUCAGGAUGAAGUAGAUGUCUGUACUUUGGAGAAAGAGAAGAAUAAUUUUGCUCUAAUAGAGUGGCAAAGGUUGCAGCAAGUCAUGCAGAAUAGCAUACCACUUUGCAAGGGCCAUAGGGAACCCUGUGUUGCUCGGGUUGUGAGGAAGCGAGGUGCUAAUUUUGGACGCAGGUUUUAUGUCUGUGCUCGUGCUGAGGGGCCUGCAUCUAACCCUGAAGCAAAUUGUAAUUAUUUCAAAUGGGCUGCUUCAAAACCUCGACAAAAAUGAUGAUCACUGAUUCAGGUAAUAUGGAUGUCAAGCUGUUAAUUUCCUGCCUACUGUAAACUUGGAGAUGGCGCGGUGCCGGCCAUCUCAGUUUAGGAAAUUUUUUGAUCAAAAUUAUUCUUCUGGGAAUCGAAUCUCUCAGGCAUAAGCUCCUGUGUUGUAUUAUUAGCUGUUUAACGUUAUUCAUUUCCUUGUUUAGUGAAUUGAUCGCAGUGCUCCACGAAACAAAUAUGUUUUCAAAAAUAUGAAAACUAAUUUUUUUUCUUUUAAA